Scylla paramamosain (green mud crab) is the source of this 5235-nucleotide messenger RNA. RefSeq names its product paired box protein Pax-6-like. Lineage: Eukaryota; Metazoa; Arthropoda; Malacostraca; Decapoda; Portunidae. Gene Ontology annotation, biological process: regulation of transcription by RNA polymerase II; anatomical structure development. Gene Ontology annotation, molecular function: RNA polymerase II cis-regulatory region sequence-specific DNA binding; DNA-binding transcription factor activity, RNA polymerase II-specific. The record is from RefSeq and is a predicted model, not a curated record.
AUGAUUAGUGGUCCCUGCUCAAGCACGCCACCAGUAGCUGACACAGGUUCACGUCGUCACUGCCCAACAAGCUCAACUCUCGCACCACUCCUACACAAUGCGGCGUCAAAACUUUUCGUCUCAGUGACUCCUCCUCUCAAGCAGACUCUUGAUUCUGUCACUCACCGCCGCAGUGUUGCAUCUUUUGGUAUCUCUUAUCGUUAUAUUCAUGACGCGCUCGACUACUCCCUCGGGCCCUCAGGCCACAGCGGAGUCAAUCAGCUGGGCGGUGUGUUCGUCUCAGGUCGGCCUCUUCCUGACUCCACCAGACAGAAGAUCAUUGAACUUGCCCACUCCGGCGCCAGGCCCUGUGAUAUCUCCCGAAUUCUCCAGGUGUCGAACGGGUGUGUCUCCAAGAUUCUCGGCAGGUAUUAUGAGACAGGGUCCAUACGGCCGCGCGCCAUCGGGGGUUCGAAGCCGCGGGUGGCGACGCAGGAGGUGGUGGCGCGCAUUGCUCAGUUCAAGCGUGAGUGUCCCUCCAUCUUUGCGUGGGAGAUUCGGGACCGCCUGCUGUCCGAGGGCGUCUGUUCCGCCGACAACAUCCCCAGCGUGUCCUCCAUCAACCGGGUCCUAAGGAACAUCACCAACAAGGAAACGGGCGCGAGUUCUCCCGGCGUGGGGGGCGGCACUCCUUCCACGGGCGGCGGGGGGACCAUCGUACCCAGCGGAGGGGCGGGAGGUGGGGGAGGCGGCGGAGGGGGGCAGGCGAUGGGCGUGGGGGGCGGCAACUCAACCCACAGCAGCAACGCCAGCACGCCCACGCCCACCUCCACGCCCUCACAGGACCCAAUGUACGAUAAGCUGCGGCUGCUCAACGGACAGGCAUCGUGGCCCCGCGCCCAGUGGUACAGCGGCCCAGGCGGUGACGUCACCACUCUGCCCGUGGAGUCCCCGCAGCCGCCCCCCUGCAGCCAGCCGCCCCUACCCAAGAAGAGCGACGGUGGGGACCUGAGCGAGGACAGCAACCCGGGCAGCAGCGAGAACAGCAGCAGUGAGGAUCAGGCAAGACUACACCUGAAGAGGAAGCUGCAGAGAAACAGAACCUCCUUCACCAACGACCAGAUUGAUAGUCUUGAAAAAGAGUUCGAGAGGACACACUACCCUGACGUGUUUGCCAGGGAGAGACUCGCGGCCAAGAUCAACCUGCCCGAAGCAAGAAUACAGGUGUGGUUCAGCAACAGACGUGCCAAGUGGCGGCGCGAGGAGAAGCUCCGGAACCAGCGCCGCACCGCCGAGGGAAUGGCGCCCUCCUCGCCCACCCGCAUUAUCAACAACUCCUUCACGCCCACGCCCAUGUACACGCCCCUGCCGCCCCCGCCCGUCUCUGUUGGGGAUACGUAUGGGUCCAUGGGCGGCGGCGGAUUCGGCAUGACCUCCACCGUGUGUCCCGUCGCCUCCAGCCCCAACUGCCUCCCCGCCCAGCAGCCUCCCGCCCACGGCCACACCGGCAGCCCCGCAGGCAUGGGGCUGGCCAGGGACAACCCCCACGCCCCUCACAACCACUACAUGACGCGCCCCUCCUACGAGUCCCUGUACUCCCACGCCCGCGCCUCGCCCACCUGCCCGCCCAUGCUCUACCAUCACCACCACCACCAGUCGCCCCACGCCCAUGAGUACAACACGCCCACGCCGCCCAAUUCCCAGGCGGGUCUGCUGUCCCCCGGCGUGUCAGUGCCCAUCGCCGUGCCUGGACAACACCACGACAUGAACUCCCAAUACUGGACCCGCCUUCAGUAGCCGCCACCACGCCACGCCACGCCAUGCCAUGCCGCCGCCGCCACCACCACCACCACCACCACCACCACUACUACCGCUACUACCCCCGCCACCGUUACUGCCACUACUACAGCUAUUGUCAACUUCAAGCGAUUGGGCAGCUUCUCUCUCUCUCUCUCUCUCUCUCUCUCUCUCUCUCUCUCUCUCUCUCUCUCUCUCUCUCUCUCUCUCUCUGCAGUGACAUUAUUAGACAUAUGACCUCGACUUUCCCUUUUUUUCAUAUUCGUAGUGCAAGAUGUUAAGGUGACCAGUUGAAAAGUGUUAGGUUACGUUUUCUCUUUAACUCUAUUUACUUUUUUUACGUAUUUAGAUAAGUGAGUUGAUCGGUUGGUCUUCGAUUACGUCUAAUGACAGAUAAAGAAAGGAAAGAUAGAAAGAAGGAAGAAUCAAUUAAUUUCAUUGUAAUGUAAUUUCAUUUUUUUCUUUUUUCGCUCUUUCGUGUAUGUGAGAGAGAGAGAGAGAGAGAGAGAGAGAGAGAGUAGUUACGUCAAAGCAAGGCUAGCACGCAAGACAGGCUCUACCAGUGAAAGCUUUAGGUCAGUUGUGUGGUCAGCCUGCGGGGGCAUGACAAGCCUCCACCAACACGUGUGUAUAACUCGUGACUCAGAGACGUGACAUAAUUACUAAUCAUCUCGGUGAAGCAUUGCUAGUCUCAAUACUCACACGUUAAUUAGAGUCAUUUAUUUGUGUUCGCGUCUUUUUAAAUUGAAGGAAAGUUUCUUUACUGAUCCAUUAAAUUUUGAGGGGAAUGAAGUUUACGUAGUUAUCUUUUAUUUCAUUUAGAGAGUGAUGUGGAUGUAGAUUGCGUAAUGUGGAAUUUGAACUCAAUCGGUCUUUCUUUUUCUUUUUUUCUUUUUCUUCUACAUAGUUAUUUUUGUUGCUCCAAAAUAGUGAGCAGCAACAAGGUCAUAUGGCGCCGCUUAGGAGAGAGAGAGAGAGAGAGAGAGAGAGAGAGAGCGCCACUUCCCCCGCCGAGAACUUUCUUGAGUCAGUAUCGAAGCAGCGAAGCGAGAGUCGAGCAAGGUGGUGGUCGGUAUUCCUAGUGACAACUGUUCCCUCACCGCCGCGCCGCGCCGCCACCUCCACCUGUGCUGCGUGUGAAGUGGUGACGUGCAGGAUACUUUGUGCGACACCAAAAAGACAAGAACUUAAGUUACUGAGGAACACUUAUAAGAUGAGUCAUGAGCUGUUUCGAUUGUUUAACCCGGUGAUUUGCUCUUCCUCCUCCUCCUCCUCCUCCAGUUACAUUCCCUCUAGCGUUUACUGAUCUGGUGAUAUUAAUGUAGCAACUUAUUCUCAUCAUAACCUCCCACAUCACAGUCACAAUCAAAAAGAAAGUCAAAUUUUAUAUAGUAAGAGUUUUAGUCACUCGCUGUCGCGGUAACGUUGGCAGCCCUGCUCAAGUCUCGUGAUGGGUCAGAGCGGGUGGUCAGUAUUCUGUGGGCACGAGUGAAGGUGUCAUGUGAUCAUAUCGUGUUCGUCCUACUUUCCUCGCCGCAGCAGCAAAGAGGGCCAAGCACCGCGUCUUGUUUGGUAUGUUCAGUUAUUGGUGAUUUUAGAUAAUAGGACUGCAUUAGUCUGAGAUAAGCGUGGGACAGUCAACUACUCUCAUACACUCAUCAAACUAGUGCAACACAUCGGGGACUGGAGAAGGUGAAGUCUUACGGCUGUUCCUAAAAUUGGCGAAAUCAUUAACAUAACGUGAUAAUCUGUCUUAGUAUUGCUUGCUAAUUAUUUCCUUUAUUUAUGCUUUAAGUAAGUGUUGGUCAUUUUUUGUAUUACGCUGGUUAUUUCUUAGAUUGCAUGAGGUCUUAUUAUGAAGAUCUUACGUAUUACUCAUUUUUUAAGGUGUGUGUGUGUGUGUGUAUGUGUGUGUGUGUGUGUGGGAGGAAAACUCAAACUGAAUCCGAAGUUCUCUGUGUUCCUUUACGUUGCGGCUACAGGCUAUACAGAGAAUGUUUAUUUACAUUUACAUUUCUAAUUAUUCCCGCUUAUAUUCAUGAUUAUUCCAUAAUUUGUCGGUGCAGAGAAGGUAGCAGGAAAACGUAACGAACCAAGAUCACCAUAUAUUGCCUUACAUUACGACUACAGAAUUUUAACGUUUUCAUUUUUACUUCUAAUCAUUCCUUAUUUCUCGAUGGGGGAAAAGUGACAGGAAAGCUUACCGAGCGGAAGUAACAUUAGAUUACGUUUUGUCUAGACAUUACCAAGAGAGAAUGUGGGUGUUUCCAUAGAUAUUUCUAAUUGAUUCUUAAUCCUCGGUGGGGAAACAUGGCAGGGAAACAAAAAUACCAUUGAAUUUCCACUACAAGCUUUAGAGAAUGUGUUUAUUUCCAUAUAACCUUAGUCAUUCCUUACUUCUCGAUGCGGGAAAGGUGGCAGACAAACUUAUAAAAAAAAAACAUAUCCCUUAGUUUCUGACAACAAGCUUUAAAGAACGUGAAGAUGUGAUUAUUUGUACUUACCAUUCCACGUGUUUGAAUGGCAUGAGUGGUGGUGGUGGUGGUGGUAGCGGGGGGGGCGGACCCAGCAGAAGUGAGGGAGAUCAGCCAACAAAGCAGACUCUCCCUAAAUACCUUAACACUUCCCCAAUUCCAGUCUGACUUUUUUAUACUCCGUGCGGUUGGUGACUGGUGACGGAGUCGCCUGCCCAUUUCUGUGCAUUAUAUCAGGAGGGAGUGACGGCAGAGGAAGAGAGCACUUGAUGAAUGUCUGUAUUCUUAAGCUAAGUACGUACUAACCCCGCGCCACGGUUCACUGAGGGGCCUGCUGCUCUGAGAGGUGCAAGGUCCAAAAUAACAGAAAAAAAAGAGGUAUGUUUAUAGAAUCUCUCCCGUCUCACUUUGACGAGCGAUUUUCUUUUUCUCUCCUGGCAAGUAAAAAGGAAUUCAUGUAGUUCAUUAUAAAAUACAUCGUUACCGCUGCUAUUUCUUUUUUUCUUAUUUUAUUUAUUUUUUUUUUUUUCGUAGGUAAAGUUACGUCUCUCUCUCUCUCUCUCUCUCUCUCUCUCUCUCUCUCUCUCUCUCUCUCUGACAAUGAAACGUACGAUGUUACUUAGCAGACUAAAAAAAGAAAAAUCCUAAUGAAAGUCUCGCCAGUCAUAGUGAAGCGGGAUUGAUUCUGUAAUGAAGCCAAAAUGUAAAUCCCGUUCGAUACACGUUUCGGAGCGUCGAGAGUCCGAAGCCGCGUCGCCUUCGCCAUUGGGCCUAAAAGAGAACGCGUUUAUAUUUUCAUCAGGGUACUCCAAGAAUCGAAUUAUUUUUAUUUUUUUUUUUUAUGUACUUGUAAAUGAGCGGUAUAAACUGGGCUGUACAUAACACUGUAUAAAAGAGUCAUUAGCGAGUGAGUAAUGGAGUGUUUCCUUCGUUAACUCUUGUGUGUACAGUGGAGGUAGACACGUAAGCAAAGUUUGACGGGAGC